CUUACUCCGUAUAUGUUUGGCAAAGCUCCUUCUCCAUUUUAGAUCUCAUUCUCUCUCAUCAACAAGAAACGGAUCGUAGGUGCCUUGAACUGGGAAAUCAACGAUGCCGCCGGGAAAACUCUGCAGCAUCCGGCCAUGCCUAACUCGGUCCCGUUCUCGUAGCAGACUCAAUUCAACUCGGUGACUCGUCAGAAACGCCCUCUCAAGAAAAAACCAUUCUGCCCUCCCCCAAUCUAAACUUGUACGAGUGGGACGACACUGGCUAAUUCCGACCUGUCGCCCUCUACGACAGAUCUAUGCCUGAGUCGGAUGAGUUGAAUUCGUCGAAAAGUCUUCCGAUGGCGGUGGAUCUAAAACUUUGUUCUCAAAAUAUGAAAUGCUUAGUUUUUUUAAGCAUCACAAAAAGUGGAAGCGCCCCACAGUUCAUCCAAAACCCCUUUCACUCCCUUCUUCUUCUUCUCUUCUUCUUUCACAUCGCCUCUCCGUCAAAUUCCUUGUCGGCAUACCAUACACAAUCCAAAUCUUCAAUCUUCCCACACCUCUACUCCGUUUGUGUCUCCGCUUCGUUGCAGCUCCGCGAAGAAAUAUCCAUUUUUUCCCUGGGUAAAAAUGGGUAAAAAAGCUAAGAAGAAGGCUAGAAGUGGCCACAGUGAGAAACAGGUUCAUGUUUCAUCACCUAUCCAUGUUUCUCAUCAGAGUAAAAGCAUUAGCAAUUUUCAGAAAGGUGGAGUUGCAGUUGUUGAAGAGGAAAAAACAUGCCCCCAUGUUGAGAAGAAACUUAAUCUUGAAAAGGUUUCUGCAAAAUUGGGAUCUUCAGAAUCAAUUAGGUGUGAAGAAUGCAUGGGUGAAGGCGUUGAUAAUCAGUCAUCUAAAGGGAAGACAAAGCACACGAAAAAGAAGGUAAGCACGGAUAAAGCUAUAUGGGUUUGCUUAGAAUGUGGUCGUUUUUCAUGCGGGGGUGUUGGUUUGCCUACUACACCUCAAAGCCAUGCAGUUCGGCAUUCAAAGAAAUAUCGUCACUCACUGGCUGUCCAAUAUGAAAAUUCCAACCUAAUUUGGUGUUUCCCAUGCAAUAAACUGAUUCCUUGCAAUAAAACAGAUGACAGUGCUGAACACAAAAAGGUAAUACAUGACAUUGUGAACCUAAUCAAAGGAACACAGCCUGAAGUUAAAAAUGUAUGUGUUGAUAAUGUGUUUUCUUCAAGUGGUAGUGGAAGUAUCAGGAGUUAUGUCAUAUCAAAACAAUCUGCUUUGGUUGGGUUGGAUGGUAAGUCUGGGUAUUCUGUCAGAGGAUUUAUUAAUUUAGGGAAUACUUGUUUCUUUAAUUCACUCUUCAUGGAGACACACCCUGAAACUGGUUUGAGGGGCGCUGUUGUAAAUCCAAAAUCUGUUUAUAGUUCGAUAUGCUCUAAGUUUCCUCAAUUUCGAGGAUACCAGCAACAAGAUAGUCAUGAGUUGCUUCGAUGUUUGCUUGACGGUUUAUGUACUGAAGAACUGGCUGGAAGUGGAAGAACGAAAAAUGCCUCCAAAGAAGAUCCCACCUUAAUUAGUUCUAUCUUUGGGGGGCAACUUUCAAGUACUGUUAGUUGUCUAGAAUGUAGGCACUCCUCAGUAGUACAUGAACCAUUCCUAGAUCUGUCAUUGCCAGUUCCAACUAAGAGGCCACCGUCCAAGAAAUCCCAAAUAGUGACUCGACCAAAAAAAUCAAAGCUUCCCCCAAAGAAAAGUGGCAGGAUUAGUACAAGAGCCAGCAAAUAUAUAAUCUCUCAGCCUGCUCAGAGUGCUCCAGAAUCUGCAAUGGUUUCUCUAAGAGAUGCAUCAUUAGAUUCCCUUGACGUUAGUACUUUGGCUGAUGACAUGGGUUUAUUUAGCUCAGCCACUCAGGAAUCUGGAAAUGAUACAAUGAUUGAAGCAGGAACUUUAAACCACACUGAUGAUUCAACAUGGUUGGAUUAUAUCGAGCCAGAAACAUUGCCUACUUAUGAAGUUUCACCUUUGCACAGUGAUGAAUAUUCCAAUAAUAAGUAUUUUGGGGAUGUAAGUUUUGUUCAGCAUGAUGUCUCAUUGCAACAGAAUUCAGAAACUGAUUUGGAGAUUGCUUCCCCAUAUAGAGAUGUAACAUCUUCUUCAGACAAUUUGGCAUGCUCGAAUAAUCUAGAACAAAAUGAAGUGUUAUGUGCAACUCAAGGUCACGAUAUGGAAAUUAAUCCCUCCUCUACAACUCAUUGUGAAGAUGAUAUACCGUUGCAGGUACAUGAUUCAAAAGUAAUCUUUCUUCCAUACAAAGAAGAAAGUACAUCUUCAUUUGAGGUACCAAAAGGAGAAAGUGAGGUUUUGUCAGUAGCUGGUUGUGAACAAGAUGUGGAUCUUGAUGGCUUUGGGUGCUUAUUUGAUGAACCCGAGGAGAUGACUGCAGGUUGUUCUGUAAAGCCCUCAUCAAACAGUGACUCUGAUCCAGACGAGGUUGAUAACAGUAAUUCUACUGUAUCAGUGGAGAGUUGUUUAGCUUAUUUCACAAAACCUGAAAAUCUAACCAUAAGUGACCAUGCCUGGAAGUGCGAAAAUUGUUCAAAAGUUCUUCUAGAACAAAAGAAGCGAGAGAGGGUUGCAGAUGGAUAUGGGGAUAUGCUCGAUGGUGAGUUGAAUGACCAUAGAUAUAAUGACAAUGACACCUGCAGCUCUAGUAGUGAACAAUUUUAUAGAUCACAUAGCACUGAUAUUAUGGAGGGGAAUCACUCUAUAUCCCAAAAAUCUAAGCCAGAUGGAACUGUGGAUGCGGAGACAGAUUCUGAAACUGUCAAAGUAGAAAGAGAUGCAACAAAGAGGAUCCUCAUUGAUAAACCCCCUCGAGUUUUGACUAUUCAUUUGAAGAGAUUCAACCAAGAUGCUCGAGGGCGGCUAAGUAAACUGAAUGGCCAUGUUUAUUUUAAAGAUACACUUGAUCUCAAACCCUAUAUUGAUCCCAGACACCCGGAGUGUGGGACCCACAAAUAUCAGCUGCUCGGGGUGGUGGAACAUUCCGGGACAAUGCGUGGAGGGCAUUACGUUGCAUAUGUAAGAGGAGGCAGAAGCGGAUGGAAAACCGAGAAAGGCGGAGAGUCGGUAUGGUAUUAUGCGAGUGAUGCUCACGUGAGCCAGGUUUCUUUGGAAGAAGUUCUUCGCUCCGAGGCAUAUAUUCUGUUUUAUGAAGAGAUGUGAGAUGAGUAUUAUACACCCAAGUUCUUUAUUCAUUGAUUGUUUCUAUAAUUCUAUCAUUUACUUAGAGAGGGGUGUAUACACACAUUCAGUGUUUUUGCCCAUUUUUGUCCAGAAAUUUUGUUGUUUAUUUAGCAAUGAGCCUAAAGAUGU
Molecule: messenger RNA, 3348 nt
Organism: Cuscuta campestris
Lineage: Eukaryota; Viridiplantae; Streptophyta; Magnoliopsida; Solanales; Convolvulaceae
Source: the annotation of a GenBank genome assembly